Racocetra fulgida is the source of this 442-nucleotide messenger RNA. Lineage: Eukaryota; Fungi; Glomeromycota; Glomeromycetes; Diversisporales; Gigasporaceae. The record is from the annotation of a GenBank genome assembly.
AUGGUGGAUGCUCCAGCAGUAGAACAAAAUAAAAAUAAUGUCCAAAUCUUUGAAAAACAGUUCUUAAACAUUGAAGUAGAUGUACAAAGUUCAGCUGAAAUGGUAGAUGCUCCAGUAGUAGAACAAAUAUUUGGCAGUUGGGACGAAUUAGAUCAUUUUGUAUCUUUCUAUACAAAGUCACAAAAUUUUGUCAAGUUUGUUGAAGCUGUCGAUAUACUUGUGAAUAUCAAGGUUAUAGUACUACAAAGAAUAAGACAAAUAUUAUUAAGAAUCAACGACAAACACAAAGUAAACAUAUUAGAUGCUAUUGGCAGAUUUGUGCAACAAGAUGAAACAAAUAAGUUUGCUUCUAAAUAUCGCGCAUUCUCUGAAGAUAUGUUGAAAGAUAUUAAGUUUUGGACAGAAAUUGUUAAUCUUAAUAUGAGAAAGAGACAAGAUGACA